Molecule: messenger RNA, 668 nt
Organism: Hermetia illucens (black soldier fly)
Lineage: Eukaryota; Metazoa; Arthropoda; Insecta; Diptera; Stratiomyidae
Exons: 2
Coding region: 155-544 (129 amino acids)
Source: RefSeq, a predicted model, not a curated record
GUAUGUAUGUUAGUUUUAAUUUGAUUUAAAGGCAUCAAAGACAUACUUUGACAUUAUUAAACAUAUUCAUUUAGAUAAUUGCUUGUACCUUACAACAAUGAGAGUUUGGAACUAACUGCUUCUUGAACAGUACAUUGAAGUCUGAUUUACUAAAAUGUUUCCAAAAUUGGGUACUAGAUUCCUAUGGUUUAGUAAGCCAGCACCUCCCAGACGACCGCCUUAUACACCAAAUUCCAAAGAAUUCAUCCUUAUUAUACUCGCAGUCAUCGUCGGAAUCGCGUUUCAAGCUUUCGCGCCAGUCAUAAUUUCAAAAAUCAAAAAACUCUGGAAAUUCGGCCUGAAUAAUCUCUGCAAUGAUCGUGGACAAAAUUUCGUCGAUUUUCAUGUCUCAAGGAAAAUUGCUACCGAAUCGUAUAACACGAAAGUAGCGAAAUGCAACUAUAAGAAGGGAAAUGAAGACAACCAAAUGAGGGAAAGCUCGAGCAAAUCGCACUUGAGAAGGCCAAGGAGUAAGAUUCCCUUGAAUUGCGUACAAAGCAAAUGACCAAAAGUGACAGACUUCGUGGCCAAAAAACAUUAAAUUUUCGCAAUUAUUUGCACAUAGACCUGUGAACGUGGUUUUGUAUGUACAUCCUUGUGAAAAUAAAUUACUUUGAUGUUCGUAUGGA